Molecule: messenger RNA, 1977 nt
Organism: Hyaloscypha bicolor E
Lineage: Eukaryota; Fungi; Ascomycota; Leotiomycetes; Helotiales; Hyaloscyphaceae
Product: HET-domain-containing protein
Exons: 1
Coding region: 1-1977 (658 amino acids)
Source: RefSeq, a predicted model, not a curated record
AUGGGUCAAUCAGAGUCCAGCCUAUCAGAGUCUAGCCUCUAUACACCUCUUAACAAAAGUCGCCAAGAGAUAAGGCUACUUAUGAUCCUUCCUUCUGGAGAUACAGUGGCUUGCCUUAUGAAAACUGUAUCCCUUUACGAUGCUCCCUCUUUUGUAGCGCUCUCUUACCUGUGGGGGGAUCCUUCGAACAGAAAGGAGAUUGAGGUUAAUGGCCAGACCAUCUCAGUUACAACCAACCUAGUUGCAGCAUUAGAACACGUCGGCGCUGUUUUGGGGAUUUCUCCGGCCCAACAUAACAGUCCUGCCGAACUCUGGGUUGACGCCAUUUGCAUUAAUCAAUCUGACGUGGAUGAGCGGAACUACCAGGUGGCACUUAUGCGGUCUAUAUUCUCUUCUGCGGCGUGCGUGUUUGGUUGGCUUGGCUCCGGCGAUGAUGAAAUGACCCUUGCUAUCGAAAGUUUGAAUCUUAUCGGAGAAGCAUUGUAUAAUCUGGGUCCUGCAGCCGAGGAAAGCGCCCGGCUUGAGUGGAUAAAGAACUUCCCAGAGCUCUGUGCAAACGAUCUUGGGAAAGAGAACGAUAAUUAUGUCACCGGGAACAGGAGAUGGUCUGCAAUCGCCAAACUUCUUAUUUCGUCUUACUGGGAGCGUGUAUGGAUCCUUCAAGAGUGCGUCAUGGCCAAGCGAUUUCUCCUCAUGUACUCCUUCCGGGUAAUUACUAUUCAAGCGCUCAUUGAUAUUUCGACCUGGAUUCUCUCUUUGGAGACUGAUGGAAGAAAAUUGAUCUAUUCAUAUGGGCAGCAUCUCGGUUUAGCAGCAUUCAGCUUCCUUCAGGCAGGAACGCAGCGUUUUGGCCCAAUACUGAGAAUUUAUCGGAUCCAAAAUGCGAUCAACGACGACCAAAAUGCGAAUAAUACUUUAUGGGAUUUGACAGUUUAUACUCACGAGCUCGUCGCAACUAGGCCAGAGGAUUAUAUUUAUGGAUUACUGGGAAUGAUGAGAAUCCAAAUCAUUCCAGAUUACACAAAGCCACUUCCAGAUAUAUACAGCGAGUUCGUGGCAGAAUGGCUGAAAUAUUGCCAAAGCCCCGCACAGGCCGGCCAGUAUAAUGAACUUCGUUUUAUGAGAUUUGCGGGCGUGGGACUAUAUAGUGGCUGUCUCGGGCUGCCGUCCUGGGCACCAAACUACCCUGAAGUACCAGCGAAAGGAUCUCUGCCUCGAUUGUCUGUCGGUCCGGAUAAAUGGGAGCCCUACGCUGACUAUAACGUAUUCACGGAAUCUAUCGGAACGAGUUCGGUGUCGGGGCAGACUCUGUAUGCCUGGGGUCUGAGGGCUCAGGAAGUAGUCAAAACUUUUCAACUUCCCACUGGUGAAGAUAUGGAACGGUUCCAUUCCUUUCUCGCCGAUUACUGUCAGCGCCACCCUUGCUACAUCACCGGUCUAUCCCCAUUGAGGGCGGUUAUUCAAGUUCUAUGUUGUGAAAGAAGUUCCAAGCAUGAAAUCCUGUCUAUGCUCCGAAUUAUUGAUAUGCUGCUUUUUUUUUUUUUCACUGGCGAAAAAUUCUCUCCAUUGCUUUUUCAACUCGCUGGGCUAGGCAAAAUGCCCGAGAUACAUACACGAGAUAUUAUCCAGAAAUUAUAUCCUGAGUGCGACGAAGAUGUAAUACAAGAAGCGCUUUUAUUACAACAAAGAGGUCCGCAUCCGGAUUUAAUGAAUUAUGUUCGGCAUUCUACUUAUAUUGUAGAAAACUGGGCAAUUGUUGAGACCUCUUGUGGAUAUUUGGGCAUGGCGCCAAAAGGUACCCUUAAAGGCGACUUUGUCUGUAUUCUUAAAGGCAGUAAUUAUCCUAUGAUAUUAAGGAAAAGUGGAGGCUUUUAUAUCCAUGUCGGGACCAGCUAUAUCGAAGGAUUUAUGGAAGGUGAAGCAAUAGACUUGGUAAAGUCAAAUAAAUCCCAGGUUGAAUUAUUUAAAAUUAAAUAA